AUGCACGGCCUCGUGUGUCUCGUCGACGACCUCACCCACUCGCUCCCCCUUGUCCACGUCGACGUCCACGCCGCCCUCGUCGACGUGUCGGCCCAGGUCGUCGUCCGCCAGCUGUACAAGAACGACGGCGUCCUGCGUGCAGACUGCAGCUACCAGUUCCCCGUACCGGCAAGGGCCGCCGUCACCGCGUUCGCGCUCGUCAAGGUCGACGGGUCCAGGGUCGUCGGCGUCGUGCAGGAGAAGGACGAGGCCCGCAUCACGUACGAGGACGCGAUCAAGGAGGGCAAGCUGUCGAGCCUGGCCGAGCAGGCGUCACCCGACACCUUCACGACCUCGGUCGGCAACAUCCUGCCCGACGAGCUCGUCACGGUCGAGCUCACCUACGUGACAGAGCUCGCCGAGGGCGAGUCGAACGAUUCGGUCCGGUUCCACGUGCCCACCCAUGUCGGCUGUCGCUACGGCGACCCGCCGUCGACGAGCCACGUCGCCCCCUCGGCGUCAACGACCGGCGCCUUCUUCACUGUCGACGUCAAGAUCGAGAGCAUGGCCGCCAUCGCCAAGGUCAACUGCCCGUCGCACGCCGUGUCGACCGAGCUGGGCCCCGACCUUUCGCUCCCGGGCGCCGACCUCCUCCCGUUCAGCAACUACGCCCACGUCACGUCGACGAGCAAGCUCGCCCUGUCGUCCGACUUUGUCCUCGAGAUCACGUCGGCCGGCCUCGACCGCCCACGUUGCGUCGUCGAGCACCACCCGUCGCGCAACUCGACCGCCAUCUCGCUCACGGUCGUCCCGCGGUUCGACCUGCCCGAGGUCAAGGGCCAGGAGUACGUCUUCCUCGUCGACCGCAGCGGCUCGAUGGGCAGCUGGGGUCCGCCGGCCGGCGGCGCCGGCAGGAUCGGCCUCGCGCGCAAAGCGCUCGUCGUCCUCCUUCGGGCGCUCCCGAGCCGCGACUCGCUGUUCAACAUCGUCUCGUUCGGCUCGACGCAUGACAUCCUGUGGCGUUCGGGCAGCCGGGCGUACAACCAGGGCACGCUCGACGAGGCGACCAAGCUCGUCGACUCCAUGGACGCCGACAUGGGCGGCACCGAGAUCCGGGCGGCGCUCGAGUCGGUCUUCUACCUGCGCGACAAGAAGCGGCCGACGAGCGUGUUCGUCCUCACCGACGGCGACGUCUGGGACCUCGAGGGCGUCCUCGACUCGGUCAAGGCGGCCGUGUCCGCCUCGUCGGCCGACGCGCCCUUGCGCGUCUUCUCGCUCGGCAUCGGCGAGUCGGCUUCGACCGCCAUGGUCGACGGUCUCGCCCGCGUCGGCCGCGGCGUCGCGCAGUACGUCAGCGAUGGCGAGAGCUUCACGGGCAAGGCGUCGCGGCUCCUGCGCGCGGCACGGUCGCCGCCGAUCCUGAACGCCCGUAUCGACAUCGGCGCCGGCGCCGAGGCCGCCGCACGUGUCGCUGCUGCACAGAGCGCAUCGAGCCGCAGCGACGACGAGGACUUCGAGGUCGUUGAGCCGUCCGAGGUGCCCGACGACCCGGCCGCCGACAAGGUCCAGUCGCUCAGCUUCUUCGACGAGACGGUCGACCCGCUCAAGCUCGGCAACACGCAGUCGGCGCCGACUGCCGAACCCGUCAUCCUCCCUCCCCCUCCGCCCGUCCAGCUCGCCCCCUCGACCCUCCACAGCCUGUACUCCGGCUCUCGCCUCCACGCCUACGGCAUCGUCUCGCCGGCCUCGCUCCUCCUCGACAAGGUCGUCUUGCGCGGCGAGCUCGCGACCGGCCAACAGCUCGAGCUCGACGUCCCGCUCGUCGAGGCCCGCACGCCGGCCUCGCCCAACUCGCCGCCGCUCCUGCACGCGCUCGCCGCGCGCAAGCUCAUCCAGGAGCUCGAGGACGGCUCGUGCGCCGUGUCGCCGCCGGGCACCGAGGGCGAUCUCGCGGCACGCAUGCUCAAGGCGGCCGUCAUUCGUCUCGGCAAGGAGUACUCGCUCGCGUCGACCCACACGUCGUUCGUCGCGGUCGACGAGGCGGACGUCAAGCGGGGCAAGGUGCCCAAAGCCGUCGUGCACGUCCUCGAGGGCGGCGGCAUGGCCCGCUUUGGCGGCAGCCCAGGAGGAAUGCUCGGCGGCGCCAUGCCGCUCAUGGCGAUGGCCGCGCCGGCGCCGGGCGGUCCGCCGGGCGGUCCGCCUUCUCGUGCCAUCCUGCGCUCGCGAGCGGCUCCCCUUGCGACGUUCGCCGCAGCUCCUGCGCCGGCAGCCGCGAUGGCGUUCGCCGCGCCCGUUCCGCCUCCGCCGCCGGCACCUGCCCAGCACCGCCAGCCCCUCUCGGGCACCGCCGCCGCCGCCGACGCCCCCUCCCGCUCCCUCGAUAUGAGCCUCGACUCGCCGUCGACCGCCUCCACCGCCGCACCACUCUCCUCCCUAGCAUCCUGCGACCCUUCCGCCGACCAAAGCGCUCUCGAGCCGCCAUCAAGCGCCACCUCCACCGCGCCCGCAGACCGACUCGAGCAGCUAGCUCGUGCGCAGGCCUUCGACGGCUCGUUCGGUCCGUCGGCGCUCGCGGCGCUGCUCAACCCGCCGAGUCUCGACGCCCUCCCCGAGCAGGUCCGGGCUCGCGCGAGCGAACGCGUGCGGGUGACGCUCGCGGUCCUGGCGUAUCUCGAGCAGGGCGUUGCCGGCGAGGAGAAGGAGGCGUGGGAGGGCAUGGUAGAGAAGGCGAGGGCGUGGGUCGCCGACGAGCUCGAGCGCCUCGCCUGCUCUUCUCAACUCCCGCCUCGAACCAUGCCUUUCCACGUCAAGUCGGCGGCCCUCAGCGCCAAACUCGCCGCCGAGAUGAGCCUGCGCACGAGGCAGCACCCCGUGUCCUGUCAGUCGACCAUCACGGUGCGCUCGGCGACCGGCAACUCGGACAAGCUCGUCGCCGCCGGUGUCACCCACCCCGAGUCCAUCAGGAUCAUGAUCGCUGCGCUGCAGAGUCUGCUCGAGGUCCUGCGCGCGAGGGGCUCGGACCUCGGUACCGACUUUUGGACCUUCAAGGUCGUCUCGCUUUCCGGCCACAAGCCGACGAGUCGCCUGUGCGACUUGAUCCGCAUCGACCUCUCGCCGUCGACCCGCUCGACGACCAACGUCGUGUCGAACGUGCAGCUUGCUGAGCCGCACACGACUAAGUUUGACCCCGACCGCGGCAACCCGGGCUGGUUCGCCGCAAAGUGGGAACGAGUCACCGACGGGCAGCGAGAAGACGGCAGUCGCCCCUCGGUGCAGGUCCGACUGAGUUGGUCCAGCCGUCAAGGAGGACAGCGCAGCGUCGAGCAGGGAAAGGCGGCCCUCGUCACGACGUUCGAGGAGUACGACGUGUUUCCUCCUCCUCCAGAGCUCGCCGUCGACGACCACCUCCUCGUCUCGAUCUCUGCGUCGUCGUCGUCGUAG
Messenger RNA from Rhodotorula graminis WP1, 3420 nucleotides. RefSeq lists its product as uncharacterized. Lineage: Eukaryota; Fungi; Basidiomycota; Microbotryomycetes; Sporidiobolales; Sporidiobolaceae. Bases 1 to 3420 code for a protein of 1139 amino acids. The transcript has 8 exons. The record is from RefSeq and is a predicted model, not a curated record.